Eutrema salsugineum is the source of this 1962-nucleotide messenger RNA. RefSeq names its product ETHYLENE INSENSITIVE 3-like 2 protein. The coding region runs from base 156 to 1805 and encodes 549 amino acids. Gene Ontology annotation, cellular component: nucleus. The record is from RefSeq and is a predicted model, not a curated record. Gene Ontology annotation, molecular function: DNA binding; DNA-binding transcription factor activity. The transcript has 2 exons. Lineage: Eukaryota; Viridiplantae; Streptophyta; Magnoliopsida; Brassicales; Brassicaceae.
CUCCCCCUCUCUCUCUCUCUCUCUCUCUCUCUCUCUCUCUCUCUCUCUCUCUCUCCCUAGGGUCCAGUGGCUUAUUUGGUUUGAAUUUGGAGGCCGAAGCAACAAAAGAAGGCUUCAGAGAAUUCUGGGGUGAGAUCAUUUUCUCUCCUUUGAAAAUGUAUAACAACAACAAUACAGGGAUUUUCCGGGGCUUAGCUUCUAGCCCGGUGCCUCGAUUUUCAAAGGGAGGAGAUGUGUCUUCUGCUUCGCUUACCCCUUUGUACGACGAGCUAACUGAUGAAGAAACAGAAAUAGAGGAGCUCGAGAAGAAGAUCUGGAAAGACAAGCAGCGUUUAAAGCGGCUCAAGGAGAAGUCGAAGAUUGGUUUAGGAAAAAGAUUGGAGGUGAAGCAGCCUGAUGAUGAUUCUCCAGAGUUGCAAGAGCAUUCGAGUAAGAGAAUGAUGUACCAAGCACAAGAUAAGAUCUUGAAGCACAUGUCCAAGGCAAUGGAGCGUUGCAAAGCUCAAGGCUUUGUUUACGGGAUCGUGUUUGAGAACGGGAAAACGGUGACGGGUUCUUCUGAUAACCUCCGUGAAUGGUGGAAAGACAAAGUGAGGUUUGACAGGAACGGGCCAGCUGCUAUAUUGAAGCACCAAAGGGACAUAAAUUCUCCUGAUGGAAGCGAGUUAGGGUCUGAGACUGGGAAUUGCACCGCUCAUAAGUUGCUUGAGCUACAAGAUACGACUCUUGGAGCACUUUUGUCCGCGUUGAUGCCUAAUUGCAAGCCUCCUCAGAGGAGAUAUCCGCUGGAGAAAGGCUUGACGCCUCCUUGGUGGCCAACGGGGAAAGAAGAUUGGUGGGAUGAUUUGUCUUUACCAGAGGAUUGUCGUGGACUUGCUCCUCCUUACAAGAAGCCUCAUGAUCUCAAGAAGUUGUGGAAAGUUGGGGUUUUGAUUGGUGUGAUCAGACAUAUGGCUUCAGAUAUUAACAACAUACCGAAGCUCGUGAGACGGUCUAGAAGUUUGCAGGAGAAAAUGACUUCAAGAGAAGGCUCUUUAUGGCUCGCUGCUCUUAACCGAGAGAAGGCUAUCAUUGAUCAAAACCAUCACCGUCCCUUAACCAUCAUCUCUGGAGAAGACAACAACAAUGGUUCUAACAAUCUUGUUCCUGGAACAAGUGGCGACACUGAUCAUGUUCUGUUCCCUGAAUCUGCAGAUUAUGAUGUUGAAGGAAUGGUUGGAUCUCAUCAUCGUCUCAUUCCGCAAUUCCCUGAGUAUGAAAACAACUUCAAUGGUGUUUACAAGAGGAAGUUUGGAGGAGAUUUGGGUGUGUCUUUGCAUCCAAGAAUCUUCACUUGUGAGAACAGUCUCUGUCCUUAUAGCCAACCACAGAUGGGAUUUCAUGACAGGAUUACGAGAGAGAACCACCAGAUGAAUUGUCCUUAUAAAGCCACUACAUUUUACCAGCCCCCUAAACCGUUUGGUAUGCCUACCGGUUUAGUUGCUCCUUAUCCGGGUUAUAACCGGAGUUUUCAUGGAAACAAACAGGAGAAUCAAGAGGAAAUGCAGGAGCAGGUUCAACAACAGUUUAAUCCACUGAACAAUCUCUACAGACCAAAAGCAGAACAAAGAGGAGGUAACAUUAAUGACUAUGUCUCUGAUCACCGGUUUGCUUUGGUUGAUAAUUUGUGUCCUUCUACUUCGGUGAUGAAUCUUAAUUCUGGUUUAGUCUUGCCUACUGAGUUCAAUGGCAAUGGGGAAACAGUGAGAAUAGAUAACAAUCUGCAGAAUCGAGAGGAACACUUGCCCUUGCCUUGGAUUGAGUGAAGAAAUUAAGCUUCAUGAGUUUGCUUGUGUUUGUUUUCUAGCCUAUUAGCUUUGUUUCUUGCUUUUUCUCUUCUUUAUUGCUCACAUUGAAAACAGUUUUGAUCUCUCCAUUCCGAUAAGCUUUGUUGUAGCAAUGGAGAAGAUUAGGUUUCAUAAU